AGUCUCUUGCUGUCACUUUCGAACUCCGACCACUGCUUGUACUUUUCAACGACCAAGACUCCUUCGAAUUCGUACAUAGAGCUCUUUAACCACUCAACGUUCCCAAACUCGACAUGACCGAAUAUGAUUACCUCUUCAAGGUUGUUCUAAUUGGUGACUCUGGAGUCGGCAAAUCAAAUCUUCUCUCUCGAUUCACUCGUAAUGAGUUCAACCUGGAGUCGAAAUCAACAAUUGGUGUCGAGUUCGCGACCCGCUCAAUCAAUGUCGACGCCAAGACGGUGAAGGCACAAAUAUGGGAUACCGCAGGCCAGGAGCGUUACCGUGCGAUCACCUCUGCGUACUACCGUGGUGCUGUUGGUGCUCUGUUGGUAUACGACAUUGCUAAACAUGCAACGUACGUCAACGUGACGCGGUGGUUGAAAGAGCUCCGGGAUCACGCUGACUCGAACAUUGUUAUCAUGCUUGUUGGAAACAAGAGUGACUUGAAACACUUGAGGGCAGUUCCCACUGAGGAGGCAAAGUCCUUUGCAACGGAGAAUGAACUUUCGUUUAUCGAGACUUCGGCGCUGGACGCAUCAAAUGUCGAGUCAGCUUUCCAAACCAUCCUUACGGACAUCUACCGGAUCGUCUCAAGCAAGUCACUUGAGCAGUCUGCUGACCCCAUCAAGGGACCCACUAGUGAUACUAUUCCUGUAGCGAUUGACUCAUCUACACCUGCAACAGGUAGCAAAUGUUGUUAGAUGGAGCUGCUGUUACGUUUCAUCACUGUAGCCUUUGCUGUAGCAAUCAGGCGGGUGUUUCUGUAGUUCAGCGUGUAUAGUUACAUUUUUCCUUCCUCUUAAUAGGACUCUGCUUUGUGUACCCUUGAGACUGUCGUGGUGAAGCAAGUGACGACAGUUGCUAGUUGUUCUUCUUUCACUUGCAAG
Suillus subalutaceus is the source of this 926-nucleotide messenger RNA. RefSeq names its product GTPase. Gene Ontology annotation, biological process: exocytosis. The transcript is spliced from 7 exons. Gene Ontology annotation, molecular function: GTP binding; GTPase activity. Lineage: Eukaryota; Fungi; Basidiomycota; Agaricomycetes; Boletales; Suillaceae. The record is from RefSeq and is a predicted model, not a curated record. Gene Ontology annotation, cellular component: recycling endosome. The coding region runs from base 114 to 740 and encodes 208 amino acids.